This is a messenger RNA of Cavenderia fasciculata, 1707 nucleotides long. RefSeq lists its product as uncharacterized. NCBI's taxonomy places the organism in Eukaryota, Evosea, Eumycetozoa, Acytosteliales, Cavenderiaceae. Gene Ontology annotation, molecular function: RNA binding. The transcript has 3 exons. Bases 1 to 1707 code for a protein of 568 amino acids. The record is from RefSeq and is a predicted model, not a curated record.
AUGGGAUCUGCAACAUCUGAAGAUUUUACUGAAGUAGAUGAAUGCAAUGUUUUUGUUAAAUAUCUACCAUGCGAAUAUACUGAAAAGGAUCUUUUCAACUUGUUUCUGCCACAUGGAUCGAUCAUCAAUACCAAAGUGAUGGUCAAUACCAAGACUGGAAGUAGUCUUGGAUAUGGAUUUGUCAGAUUCUCUGAGCCAUCCAAUGCCAAGGACGCCGUUGCCAAGAUGAACCGUCUCCAAAUCGGCUACAAGACCUUGCUUUGCAAGCUUUCCAAGCCAUCCCAAGCCCCAGUCAUCAACCCAUCCAACAUGGUCGAAGACACUGAGCCAAGAGAUCCAUCGGCAUCCAUAUACGUCCGUGUCUUGUCACCCACCAUCACUGACGCACAGCUCCGUGCCGCCUUUGAACCAUUUGGCGAUGUCAUUGAGAGCCAGGUACUCAUCGACCAGGCCUCUGGCAAGUCCAAGCGUUCAGGAUACGUCCGUUUUGCCAAUAUCACCGAGUCGACCAACGCCAUCACCGUCAUGAAUGGUAGUUAUCAUUUGGGUGGUGCUCCAUUGAUUGUCAGAUACUCUUCAUCAAGUAAAUCAACCAAGCAAGCUCAACAAGCUCAACAAGCUCAACAAGCUGUCCAACAACAACAACAAGCUGUUCAACAACAACAACAAUUACAACUUCAAUAUUAUCAACAACAAAAACAUUAUUCUUCAUCCCAACCACUUAUCAUUCAACAACAUGAACGCCAGACAUCUCAAGUCGUUCCACCAUCACCAAAACAUUCACCACCACAACAACGUCAGUAUAUUCUUGACCAUCACCAUCACCACCAUGGUGGAGCUUCUUCUGCUGCCGCUCAACAAGCUCAACAACAACAACAACAACAACAACAACAAACCCAACUUGUAUAUGAACCAAACCACAAUCAAUCACAACCAACAUACGCUUAUAUAUAUGCCGCCGAUCAUCAAGGAUAUUAUCCUGGUGAUCAUCUCACAUACGCUGCCCCUUUGGGCUACCACCACCCUCACCACCCACAUACCAUCCACCAAUAUAUUCCAGUGUCGGCAUCGGCCGCCUACCAUACUAGCUACGACUAUGGAUCGUCGUCGCCAUCACCUCCAGGCUCGCCCACCCACUACCCCAACGGCGCCACAUACUCUACCGCCCCACCCACCUACUAUAUUUAUUCAACCGCCGCACCACCAACCACCUACUACACCUCAGCUAAUAACAAUACUAAUAAUACUAAUAAUAAUCAUGUUAAUUUAAAUUCCAGUACUAACCUUUUAAAUAAUCAACAUAUAAAUGUUUCAUCCUCUUCGUCAUCCAUUUCAUCCUCUUCAUCCACCCCAUCAUCUCCACCAUCACCCUCUAUAAAUUAUGCCGCCUUUAUUGCCUAUCCCUCAAGAUCAGUUUCUCCCAAUCAACCAACUGACUUUGGAAUCAAAAACACUCUCAUUUGCACAUACCGUUAUGAUAUCGAGUUUUCUGAACUCUAUGAAACUUUUUCAAGAUUUGGUUCAUUAAAAAGUUUAAAGAUUAAUAAUAACAAAUUAAACAAAUUAAAAUGUUUUAUUACUUUUAUAAAUGUUGAAAAUGCAGUUAAUGCUCAGAUGAUAUUGGAUCGUAGUAGAAUUGGAAAUCAAAAUAUUAGAGUUAAAUUCCAAUCAGACACUUUACCACAAUCACAUUCUACCACCUUUUAA